UAGCCGUGUUUUAUUAUUAGGCAAUCCCUGGCGCCCCGCCGAUCCAAAUAUGGCAACCAAAGUGAAGCCACAUGGAAUUAGCGGGCCGUUUUCCUGUUGCCCACAACGGCUAGCUGGAUUGAUCUGCUAGCCAAACUGGUGCAAGCGACUGGCUGCUGCUAUUUUUACCGGCGACCGACCCCAACGCGAACGAAACUACUUGUGCGGGGGUUGCCGCAAAAGGGCCACAGACGUCGCGUCGAUCGCUUUAUUUUUAUUUGUUCGCGGUUAUGGCAGACGACAUUUCGGAGGAUAUUUGCGACGACUGGGAGGAUAUGGUGGAAAAUGGCGAGAGAAACAAAUUUCCUUUUGGAUCUGCCUGCGCGUUUGGUGCCCGCGUUUGUGCCUUGUGUGUGUUUUCGGAUCACUAACGUGCGCUGUCAUGUCCAAUCAGGUGCUGGAGAAGAAGUUGGAAAGGUUAAAGGUGAAAACAAACUCCGCAAACAGUAACAACGCGAAUCCUCCGGCGAGCGGCGUCGGCGGGGCUGGUGUCGGCGAAGUGGCCGUGAUGCCGCGUGUUCUGCUGGAAGACAGUGUUCGGACGCAGUACACGCCGGCCGUGAAGAUUCUGAAACGGCCCCCAGACGCGAUCCGGUCCGGUGGGAGCGUCAAUGGCACCGGUUCUGAGAAGUCGCCCAACCGGCAGCCUGUCAAGAGCCUACAACAGCGCGAAGCCGAGUACGCCGAGGCGAGGCUGCGGAUACUGGGCUCAGCUCGCAGCGAAGAUGACGGCCAGAAAGAAAAGUCAUCCGGCGUAAGUGUCUUGAACCACGUAGUGACUGACCAACAGCAGGUUCCCAUCCGUCAACCACGAGGCCCCGACCAGGGAUCCAAUGGCUUCCAACAGCCGCGGAGGUAGCCCUGGCUUUGGACGCUGCCGUUAGAUCCUCCAGCGUGUGACCCUCGCCUCCUCCUAUCACCGGCUUGCUGACAUUGGGUGCGCUUCACGCUUGCUGCUGCUUAUGGACCUUAUGUUCACAACGUGGGAACCCAGAAAAUGAAGAAAAAAAAAGAGAAUGACGCGGUCCCCUUUCUUUUAUGUCUUUUGCUAUCAUUAAUCUUUUUUUUUUUUUUUUUCGUGACAUGCGUGCAUCACAGAUGUCGUCGUGUCCCCGAGUAGCUUGAGGUAUUAAGAGAGUUCACUGGUGCAGCAUGGCCAGCAUUGUGACUCGGUAAUGAAAGCAGGUGCAAGUUACUCGGUGCCGUCGCUGUAUUAAGAUGCUUCUGCAUGCCACAUUGGCAGUCAAACCUUCUUGACACUACUGGUGAGAGGCUUAAUGGUGAAAAGAUGUUGGAGCAAAUCGUUACUGAUAUUGAUAAAAGAAUUUUUGAAGAAUGGUGAACGUUUGAUGUGUGGGGCAGCCCUCAGUUUUGCCACGGCUACCCAGUGGCACCGAUGGAUGCUGAAUGUCUUCCACGCAGCCUGCUGUGCUUGCAAUCAAUGGCUGCCAUCCACCAACGGUGCCAGACUGUGUUGCUACACACCGCUGUUGUCCUGUAGCAGGGCUGGUGUGGGUUGGUGGGUAGUGACUUAGCGCAUGUAGCUUUCAAAAGAAGAGAAGAGUGUGCUCCGGCUUGACGAAAGUGCUUCUUGCAUGCGUAACAUUUAUUUUUCCCCUUUUUGCCUCCUAGCACAAGACGUUUUUGAAUGAACAAAUGCACAGUUAUUGCAUUUGUUUUUCUACCCUCCUCCAGGCCGCCACGGCAAACAGGCGAGUGUGGUGGCUGUGUCGACAUCAAUGAAUGUAUAAAAGAAUCACGAGCUUUGCAGCAAAAAUUGAUUGCGUCCUGGCCUUUAGUAUUGUGUGUUUACGUGUUGGAUGUUGGUCUGGCUUGCUUGAUUGCAAUAGUCUGUCGGACUGCCAAGCAAUGUCACUUUCAGAAUGCAUGCUGUGAGGGCCUUGUUUCUUUUGCUACCUCCCAUAUUCUUUUCUUUAUUUUUUGUCUUCUCAUGUAGUGGUGUAGUCUGUUUCUGUAAUGCCUCUCGGUGUUGUUCUUGGUUGGAGCAUUUCAUUUGGUUUGUGUUUUGCUUUUUUUCCUUCCCGUUUCAUCUACUUGAGGGCUGUGAAGAUGAAGUGUUGCAUCAACCUGCAUGCCAGCAGCAUCAUAUUUAAGUUAUUUGUCAAGGAUUUGUCUUAAAUUAGAGCAACACACAGAAAGCGAGAAAUGAAAGACAAGUUGUGGAAAAUACGGAAGGAAGGUAGGGCUGCGUUGGGGCAUGAUUUUUUAGCGAUGCCUAUUUCCUAUGCUGUUAUCUUUCACGCUUUUCACACUUUGUCAGUGGUCUGAGUGGCGCUCUGUCUGCAUUAUGAUUGGGAUUAGCCGGCCGUGAACAGUGCAUGAUGAACGUGGCAUGGAAUCGAGUAGAAGACAUCGCUGCAGAAUUGCCACUUUGCUGUCCUUUUGUCUCUUGAUUGUGCUGCUCUAGCCGUAUGCAUGCCAGUAGUGUGGCCUUCAGUAUUGGUGCUUGCACUGUGAAAAAAAUGUAGAAAACCUUCACAGCUUACUUUUGCCGCAGAACAAUACUUGUCAUCAAUAUUUUGUGCAUGCACUUUGUGUAAAGCAUUGCAUCCCCUAAUUUGCGGUCAGGAAUGUUUGUCAUGCCGAGACGUAUGUGAUGAUCUUGGCUGGAAACUAAACGAAAUGCGGCAGGGAAACUCAGAAUAGAACACUUUGUAUAGGCAAUUACUCGCGAGAGUAUUAUGUCGUGUCGCUACAAAUCUGGUCACUAAAGGUGAUGCAGACUUUCAUCUGAGUGUAUGGGCAAGCAUUAUGAUGCUGCAAUGUGAACUGUGGACCGUGGAAACGGAAGCCUGCGCAUUAGUUUGCUUGCUUUAAGUUAACAUGUUUCGUUUGAUAAGCACUGUACAGGUUUUGCAGUGUUAAAAGAAAAUGCAUGCAGGACUGGUGAUGAUAGCAGGGCAAAAUUGUACCCUAAGUCACAUACAGUUUUCAAGGGCAUAGAGAGUUGAAGUACUGCCCCAGAGAAAGUGGCUAAUGGCAUUAAAUGUCUAAAUGUCUAACAUAUUAGGCUUUUAAUGCCAUUAUUUUUGAAGUGAGUGGCUCAUGCACAUUUUAUAGCUGCAAAGUGUGAAAAACAUGGAUACGAGGUGAAAGAAAGGACAGGACGAGCACUGACGGGACAUUGUCAUUCUGUCCUGUCAUCUCUGGUCCACAUUUCUUUCACGCUGUGCAGCUAAUGUUGUACAAAUUCUCCUAAGCCUCAGUGCAUCUCAACAUGCGCACUGUUAAUGCUAUUGAACGGCACGUAUGGUACCUGCAGUUUGUGCUGCAAGUUAUUUUGCAAUCGUAAUUGUUAAAAGAAAAGAUCUGUAUACGGCUCAGGCACGGAAGUUGGGAACGAGAGUACAGAUCCAAUGGCACACUGCUUUGUGUGAACUAAACACUUUUAAUUGCAUCAUGUUUUGAUGUAAUUAAAUUUACCCCACGCCAAGGUGUAAACAGUGUACGAAGUUUAAGCACAAAGCACUUGAUGCCAGUAAUUUUGUGUGUAGGCCAGACAAAAUUAGCGUCCACCAUGUGCAGCUGGGCCAACCAAGCAAUGUUUGUGGCUUGGCAUCUGGUGAGAACGGAGACCUCAUGUCAAUUUGCUGGUUCCUUUAGUGGUUUGGGGUGCCACCUCUUGGUGAAGGCUUGCCAACGUGUUGCUUGAUGUUUGUCAUUGCACAGAUAUGGGUCGCCUCUCUAGGUAUGUGUUGAAAGCCUUUACACAGAAUUAAAAGAUUGAUGAUGAAUCGAUUGCAGUAUUUCCACACCAGUGUGUGGAGAUUAACCAGCUGUUUAGACAGACGAAAUGGUGUCAAUAUGAAGAGUAUGCAAACUGCAAGCAAAAAAAGAAAACAAGUGUUGAUCAAGGAACACAGUCUACUUGCAGCAGUUUAAACUGAUCAUUGAAAACUUCGUUGUGUUUAAACAAGUUUUGGUCUUCUGUAUUUUUAAAGCUUAGCCACGUGGCCCAAAUUAUUCAUUUAGACUAUAAUAUAAUGCAGCUGAAACUGCCUAAUUAAAGGACAUUUGUAGCCACGAAUUGUCAGCGCACACCCAAGUUUGAUGUUGACUUUGCUGUGUAUAUUGACAAGUGCCGCAGACAUGUGGAUUUCGCCGACAUCCCUUAUUGUCUUUGUCACCAUUUGUCACCUAUUGUCACCACACUAAUGAGAGACAUGUUUCUCUCUUUUCUCUUUUCUGUUUUUUUGUGCAUCUAUUCUAUAUGAAAAAUCGAGCUUUGUUUAAAUCUUGCAUGUAGUCGAAUUUACAUGGGGAUUGGGGUACCUACAAAUUGUACAACAUAAUACACAGAAGAUAUAUAAAUAUAUAUAUAUAUAUACACAUAUAUUAUAUACACAUAUGUAUGUUUACAUGUAUAUGUACAUAUAUACAAAAAUGAAUCUUGUUUCAAGCUGCCUGCCCUUGCAUUGCGUAAAAUAUGUGUAUGUGUACAUAUUCAUAGGUAAGUGUACAUACUUCUAACAGUUUAUUCUUUAUGGUGGUGUGUGAAGAGAGGGCAGCGUGUGUUAUUUGUUUGCAUUUCUUGUGAGCAUACCUGCAGAGCAUAGUUCACCCUGCCUCCUGACCUGUAUUAUUUUUCUCGCUAGCAUUGUAUUUCAGAAUUGCUCUCACCCCCCCCCCCCCCCCCCAAUCUUUCUUUUUUCUUAGAUGAAGAAAGAAAGGCUUCGUAGUAGGAAAUUCUACUUACAAACUGCACUAACUAGUGUGUGAUAGUUUGUUUUCAAGCUUUCUUUGAUACCUGCCACUUGUCCCAGUGCUUGGCUGCAGUGCGAGCAUAUCGCACAAGCCACAGCUGACGUAGAAGCCCCCAGCCACCAUAAGAACUGUGUAGCCAAGCUUGGCAUGGUCACAAAAUUGGUGCAUGCAGACGGGGACUUGUUACAAUUGAAAAACGUGUUCAGCAUUCUGACUGCAGUGCCAGGCUGCUUUUGUGCGCCGUGGUAUUGUUUAAACUGAUUUAAAACAAAAUAUUUGCUUGGAGAACAAUGUGCAAGGAUCUGCUGCUCUGCGAUUGCACUGCAUUGAUAGCGUGUUCAGCUCUGCAGAGUUAUUGCACUGUGAUUAAGGGGGAGCGGGCACUGUAAGCUCUAUAAAACUGUGCAUCCCUACUACAUCUUGUGUUGUGUACAGUGAGGAGAUCAAAGACAUGUUUACGUGCAAGGUGUUUGCUGUAGAGGAUGUGCACUUGUGUGACAUUUGUAUAAAGGCUUUUCUUUUUGCUCA
This is a messenger RNA of Dermacentor albipictus, 5292 nucleotides long. Its product is annotated as SUZ RNA-binding domain-containing-like. Lineage: Eukaryota; Metazoa; Arthropoda; Arachnida; Ixodida; Ixodidae. The record is from RefSeq and is a predicted model, not a curated record.